ACAGUUACAUUUGGCAGGCAGGCGGGCUCGCACGCCGGAGCGCUCAGCCCAGAAUUAGUGGAUUUAUUUGGAAUCUCCCUGCCUCCUCCAAGCUCCGCCGCCGCCGCCGGCUUGUGCAUAGACGGUAGCGUCAAGACACCAGCUGCACUUUGGGUUGCGGACACCCAGAGCCCAGCGCGCCCGCCCUGCGUCUCCGCACCAAGCCCUGUAGCUCCGAGAGGCAUGAACGGAAUCCGGAGGCGCCUGCCUAGCGAGCGAGGACCGGUCGGCGCUUGCCGCCCUCGGGAGCUAACCCCGAGCACCUCCAGCCAUUUGUGAACCUGGAGGCUUGACAUUCGCCAGCGCAGGGCCCCACAAGAGAAAUUUCAAUGAAAAGAAAAGCCAAUGGAUUGUGGUCUUAGAAAAGCUGCUUAGAUGAUGUCUGUUUCCCGUGCUAUAGACACGUGGCAGAGCUGUAAGUAAAUGCUCGGCACUGCAUGAUGAAUUGGAUGGCUGCAGACCGGAGACAAAAAAAAUAAUUGUCUCAUUUUCGUGGUGAUUUGCUUAACUGGUGGGACCAUGCCAGAACGGCUAGCGGAAAUGCUCUUGGAUCUCUGGACUCCAUUAAUAAUAUUAUGGAUUACUCUUCCCCCUUGCAUUUACAUGGCUCCGAUGAAUCAGUCUCAAGUUUUAAUGAGUGGAUCCCCUUUGGAACUAAACAGUCUGGGUGAAGAACAGCGAAUUUUGAACCGCUCCAAAAGAGGCUGGGUUUGGAAUCAAAUGUUUGUCCUGGAAGAGUUUUCUGGACCUGAACCGAUUCUUGUUGGCCGGCUACACACAGACCUGGAUCCUGGGAGCAAAAAAAUCAAGUAUAUCCUAUCAGGUGAUGGAGCUGGGACCAUAUUUCAAAUAAAUGAUGUAACUGGAGAUAUCCAUGCUAUAAAAAGACUUGACCGGGAGGAAAAGGCUGAGUAUACCCUAACAGCUCAAGCAGUGGACUGGGAGACAAGCAAACCUCUGGAGCCUCCUUCUGAAUUUAUUAUUAAAGUUCAAGACAUCAAUGACAAUGCACCAGAGUUUCUUAAUGGACCCUAUCAUGCUACUGUGCCAGAAAUGUCCAUUUUGGGUACAUCUGUCACUAACGUCACUGCGACCGACGCUGAUGACCCAGUUUAUGGAAACAGUGCAAAGUUGGUUUAUAGUAUAUUGGAAGGGCAGCCUUAUUUUUCCAUUGAGCCUGAAACAGCUAUUAUAAAAACUGCCCUUCCCAACAUGGACAGAGAAGCCAAGGAGGAGUACCUGGUUGUUAUCCAAGCCAAAGAUAUGGGUGGACACUCUGGUGGCCUGUCUGGGACCACGACACUUACAGUGACUCUUACUGAUGUUAAUGACAAUCCUCCAAAAUUUGCACAGAGCCUGUAUCACUUCUCAGUACCGGAAGAUGUGGUUCUUGGCACUGCAAUAGGAAGGGUGAAGGCCAAUGAUCAGGAUAUUGGUGAAAAUGCACAGUCAUCAUAUGAUAUCAUCGAUGGAGAUGGAACAGCACUUUUUGAAAUCACUUCUGAUGCCCAGGCCCAGGAUGGCAUUAUAAGGCUAAGAAAACCUCUGGACUUUGAGACCAAAAAAUCCUAUACGCUAAAGGUAGAGGCAGCCAAUGUCCAUAUUGACCCACGCUUCAGUGGCAGGGGGCCCUUUAAAGACACGGCGACAGUCAAAAUCGUGGUUGAAGAUGCUGAUGAGCCUCCGGUCUUCUCUUCACCGACUUACCUACUUGAAGUUCAUGAAAAUGCUGCUCUAAACUCCGUGAUUGGGCAAGUGACUGCUCGUGACCCUGAUAUCACUUCCAGUCCUAUAAGGUUUUCCAUCGACCGGCACACUGACCUGGAGAGGCAGUUCAACAUUAAUGCAGACGAUGGGAAGAUAACGCUGGCAACACCACUUGACAGAGAAUUAAGUGUAUGGCACAACAUAACAAUCAUUGCUACUGAAAUUAGGAACCACAGUCAGAUAUCACGAGUACCUGUUGCUAUUAAAGUGCUGGAUGUCAAUGACAACGCCCCUGAAUUCGCAUCCGAAUAUGAGGCAUUUUUAUGUGAAAAUGGAAAACCCGGCCAAGUCAUUCAAACUGUUAGCGCCAUGGACAAAGAUGAUCCCAAAAACGGACAUUAUUUCUUAUACAGUCUCCUUCCAGAAAUGGUCAACAAUCCGAAUUUCACCAUCAAGAAAAAUGAAGAUAAUUCCCUCAGUAUUUUGGCAAAGCAUAAUGGAUUCAACCGCCAGAAGCAAGAAGUCUAUCUUUUACCAAUCAUAAUCAGUGAUAGUGGAAAUCCUCCACUGAGCAGCACUAGCACCUUGACAAUCAGGGUCUGUGGCUGCAGCAAUGACGGUGUCGUCCAGUCUUGCAAUGUCGAAGCUUAUGUCCUUCCAAUUGGACUCAGUAUGGGCGCCUUAAUUGCCAUAUUAGCAUGCAUCAUUUUGCUGUUAGUCAUCGUGGUGCUGUUUGUAACUCUACGGCGGCAUAAAAAUGAACCAUUAAUUAUCAAAGAUGAUGAAGACGUUCGAGAAAACAUCAUUCGCUACGAUGAUGAAGGAGGAGGGGAGGAGGACACAGAGGCUUUUGACAUUGCAACUUUACAAAAUCCAGAUGGAAUUAAUGGAUUUUUACCCCGUAAGGAUAUUAAACCAGAUUUGCAGUUUAUGCCAAGGCAAGGGCUUGCUCCAGUUCCAAAUGGUGUUGAUGUCGAUGAAUUUAUAAAUGUAAGGCUGCAUGAGGCAGAUAAUGAUCCCACGGCCCCGCCAUAUGACUCCAUUCAGAUAUAUGGCUAUGAAGGCCGAGGGUCAGUGGCUGGCUCCCUCAGCUCCUUGGAGUCCACCACAUCAGACUCAGACCAGAAUUUUGACUACCUCAGUGACUGGGGUCCCCGCUUUAAGAGACUGGGCGAACUCUACUCUGUUGGUGAAAGUGACAAAGAAACUUGACAGUGGAUUAUAAAUAAAUCACUGGAACUGAGCAUUCUGUAAUAUUCUAGGGUCACUCCCCUUAGAUACAACCAAUGUGGCUAUUUGUUUUAGAGGCAAGUUUAGCACCAGUCAUCUAUAAACUCAACCACAUUUUAAUGUUGAACCAAAAAAAGAUAAUAAAAUAAAAAAGUAUAUGUUAGGAGGUUAUAAAUCUUGUGGAGUGUGAAUUAAGUAUGUGGAGUGUCUAGAAGUCCUUGGAUAUUUGAUAUUUACCUGACCACCACAGACAAAGAUUGGGAUCCUGGCUAAUCCUUAGAUAAAUGGUUUAAAUAGAGGAAAAAAUCAUAAUUAAAAGGUGCUUUCUUAGAAAAAAAAAUACGGACCUGCAAGGAAUCUGCUGCUGAUAUGUGUCUUCUGCAAGGAUUUUUAUGAAUGCAAAUGGUUUUUUCCCCUUCACCAAUAAGGAUCCCGCCACAAAUGAUAAAGCAAUACUUGGUCUGCUGUACAUUAUAACUUUUUGGAGUUUUGAGAGGCCUCCUAGAUUAUACAGUACGGUGACCACACAUUGUACAUAAUUGUUGGCCCCACUCACUAGAGACUGAAUAGCAUCUUUAAAUAUUGUGUCGAGCCUUAAAAUAUUCACAUGUUCGUAAUCCAUUCCAGGGUGGGGCUUGCCAAUUCAGUGGUGGGAGGAGAGAAAUCCCAUUCAAACAUGCUUGUUUUCUAGAAGCAGGAUUCCUCGUUCCCUCCUCUUCAUCUUCUUCCACAAGGACACAAAGAUAAACUGUAUCACACAGUGGACUACAUAAGAGACAGAUGGUUUUAUUGCUAGCGCGUGAAUUUAUUUGUUUAAUCCUCGAAAUAAAUAUUUUAUUGAUGUCCAUUAAUGCUUUUAUUUAUUAAGGUCGGUAAUCUAUAGAUUAAGGGGAUAUAUGGGAAAAAACUAAAUUAUAUCCAUUAAUAAUCCUUUAGAUUGUUUUAUAUAAAUAUAUAUACAAUGAAUGUUUAAUACAUGUACAUUUUGAUGAGAUGAGUAUGGCAGGCAAUAUUAUCGAAAGGAGAGCUAAUAGUCUCUUUAGAGUAGAAAGUGUUAUUGUAACUGGAGAUGGCAGGAACAGCAUCUUCCCAGACAAACUUUUGGACUGUUUUCUAUUUUGUUCAUAAUCCUAGUAUUUGGUGUUUUUACUACAAGCACAAACAUCCUAAAGUAUAUUGAUUCCUGUGAAUAUUUAAACUCUAGACUUUUAGAUACCUACAUCAUGCCCUGCCCAAUAAACAUGCUUCAAUUUACCCCCACAGUUUUAGAGCAGGAACUGAUUUGUACAUAAUUUCACUGUUUACGUUUUUAGCACUCCUAUCCCUGAUCUUCAUGGUGAUGCACAGAAUGUCUUAGACUCCAAAAAGGAACAGCACUAGAAGAUGUGAGCAUAUUUAAUUUGUAAUGCAAACCUGCCAUUUAGGAGUAGAAAAUGUAUGAUAAAACUCAAGUAUUACAUGCAGAUCAUUUUAAUUUUCUACUUUGCUUUAAUGCAAUAUUGUUUAUUCACUCCAUGUAUUGUAUUCAGAGAAACUCCUGUAUUGUUUCCUACUUUGUGAAAUAUAUUUUUAUAAAUACCUUUGUUGUCAUUAAUUUUUUUUUCAAUCAGUGGAAGAUCUAUUAACAGAAUCAUCAACUCAAACUAAAAUUCUAGAAUACUCAACCAAAUCAUCCCAAGGGUCACUUUUGUUUGUAAGACUCUUUAUUAUAGAGAAACAGAGAAGAGAAAUGGCUUGCCAGUGAUCACACAGCAAGAUACCAGCAGGGACAUAAGAGGAACAUGGAACACCUAAAGGCUAGUCCAGCUGUGUCAUUUGGGUCCUUCUGGAAGCAGACGCAUUGGGCAGGGAAAACCUUCAGACAAGUUUGCAGACCUAAAACUUGUAACAAUAGAGGGAUUGGGAGCAGGAUUUGGCAAGAGAGUCUUAGACUGCAGUGCGGACCUGGCAAAAUCUCUGCCAGUCUGACAGGGGGUUCUAGAGUGAAAACACAUCCAUUAAAGCAGUCAGGCUGUGGUCCUCUGUCAUCUCAGUCAUUGGUGCGGGGCUGCUAAGAAGAGAACGGUUUUUGACUCAAAAGCUGAACGCACCAACUUCUAGAGGCCACCUUCACUGUGACAGAAACUGCAUGUUUAAAUACUAUACUAACAAUUUAUAACUAUCCGGUGGCUUAAUCAACUUUUUAUUGAGUUUCUGUUGCUGAGAAUAAGUCAUCUUUUAUGCGUAUUAUUACGGCUAGUGAACACUUUUUCUUGAGGUCAAAGGGAUGGUCCAACAUGACUUUAAAAUAUACUAGGACUUGGCACAGUGUCUAAAACAAGUGCUUGGUGAAUGUAAAUUAUUAGUAGUAGUUGCAGUAAUAACCAAUAGUAAUAUUCCAACUAUCUUACACCUUCCAAACCAAGGAGAGAUUAUUAUGUUUUAUGUAUCUCUUGAACACCAGACUCAUUUCUAGUGUACUUUGAAGUGCCCAAAGAUUAUAGACACACAAAUAUGUCUAACAGAAUAAUUACAGUAUUUUUUAAGGAGUAUAAAAUCUGUAUCCUCAAAUAUUGGUAAUCAACAGGAUAAUCUUCGUACAGUGGUUUCUGUGAGCAGGAGAUAAUGUCUGCUCUACUAGUUGCCCAAAUAUCGCCUAAGUAUUCUCUUUGCCUAGGAACACAGAAUGAAAGCUUGCAUCUCUUGCUGACUUUCUUUGCCACCACAGUGUCAGCAUUUUGUGUUUAAAAGCCUAUUUCAGGUCUUGUAACAUAGAAUAAAGUGACUAAUACCUUGAUCCUAAUAAGAUUGACCUAUACUUUUAGAGUGUCAUGAAUUAAACUAAAAAUCUCAGGAACUAUCUCUCUCUUUCUCUCUUUCUCUCUCUCUCUCUCUCUCUCUCUCACACACACACACACACACACACACACACACACACAACAAACAAAUAAAAAACACACAUUUUGACUUGAAGUUUUACUUUAGCAAUAGACUUGCCAGGACUUUCCCAACCAAAAGAUAUCAAUAAGGUUCCUAACAUUUUCUAAGAUUUAAGUAUCCCAUGCUCAAUUUGUUAAAUAACACAUUUUAAAAACUUUAUUGAAAUGACUAUAUUUUUAAAGCUAUGUGCAUUGUUGUCUGUUUCAUCAACAUUGACAUAGCAGAAACAAGAGUACUCUCUGCUAAAUAGAGAAGAAUGAUUAAGUUGGAGCCAAGUGAGACAAAGUUAUCUCCCUCUGCCUACCUCACAAUUCAAGGUUCCCACCUAGGGAACUGAUGCAUCCCUGGGUGAUUGGACACAACAUGGGAUCAAUUCAGCCUCUACUCUGCCUAUGAUUUGAUCAAAUCAUAUUAGCAAAGUGUCUCUUAAACAUCCAUAUAUGAAUAUUAAAGAGUAUUAAGGGGGGCAUUUCUUAACAAUAUUUUUAUGAGUAUAGUUAUAAGUUUCUAAACAUUUAUAAUACGAUGACUAAAAUAUGCUAUUUUUAAAUUCAAGUGUUAACCUUGCCACACAGAAUUAUGACUUCUAGGGUGUAAACUUUAAAGUGAAACUGUUUUGAAAAAAAUCUGCAGUUAAGUGUAUGUGUAUAUAUAGAAGAAAAGGAAACUUAGAUUUACUGGUAUCACCAGUGAAGCAAGAAUGCUUAGAAAGAUACAAAUGUGUCUUUGGGAGAGUCUGCUUAAUCAGAUGCUUAAAGUAAGACAAGUCUCUGCAUGAGACUUAGAAAUCUCCUAGGAGCAGCUGGAUUCCACACUGAGACUCAACAGAGUUCUGGGCUAUGCUGUAUUUUGGAAAAGGAAAAGCGGGUGCUGAGAGCUAAGUAGCCAAUUACUCUUUAUAGCCACAUAAGGACUGAAGGCAAGUAGGCCCUUCCAACAAGUUGUAUUAUGCGAUCACUGGCUUUGCAGGGAAUCUCACGAAUGUAUAACCUUCUGAUUGCCUUUUUGAUUGAAAGUUCCAUCUGAGAUCAGGGCAGUGUAACCAGUAAUAAGAUUUCAAAAAAAUCCCAUCACUGGCACUGUCGGAAAGGCUGAGCAUGACUGAAAUCCUAUCAUUGUCAGUCAAAAAGAUAAGGUAACAGCGGGCAUCACUAUAAAAGCUCUAUAAAUGCACAACUUAAACAUGAAUAUCAACAUUAAAAAGAAUAUAUAUAUCCUUAUACAUAUAUUUAUAAAUAUAUUCAUAUAUAUAAAUAUGCACAUAUAUACACAAUUCAGUUACUGGGGAUAAUUUAUAGUUUUAAUUUUUCAUCUCAUAAUCUCACGCACUGCCAACAAAUUGAAAUUGUGGCUCUCUGUUUUCAUGAAUCUAACCUUGAAUUUGAAAGAAGUUGAAUUGAGGGUAAAGGGUUUUAAAAGCAGCUUUUUAUUUGUGAACAGAAUAAUGGCUCAUAAUACCUGGGAUUAGAAUUAAAUAUGUCACGUUGUGAGGCUGUACUUAGACUUUUUAAAUGUCAUUGUAUUUUUUUGUGGACAAAAUAAUUGUAGAAUAUACUUUGCAGGAAAUACUUUUCUAUAUUUUUUCAAUUUCAAUACUGUUUUAUUUGCUAUAAAAAGUGUCUUUGCACUGUUACUCAGCCAAACAGUGUUGAAUGUAUUAUUUGCCCUUGUAAUUAUUGCUUCUUAUGAUAAUUGUAGAAGAGCAUGUCUUUAUGAUCUAUCAUUUAAAAAUACAUUUAUUGUCAUUGUAGUUUUAGUCAACACAAAUUUAUGGAUUACAUGGUAUACUGUUGCUAUUGAAGAUAUUCUAGUCCUAGUAUUUUGAGCACAGACCUAGCGUUAUGGAGGACAUAAAAUUUAAAAAUUUCCUGACUUGAUGGACUAUCUGAGGAAAAAGAAUUUUGUCUGUCACAUUUAUUGAGUAUCUAUCAGUACAGAAAUUAAGCUACAUGGUUGAUACAGAAAGAUUAAAUACAGUAGCAUUCUCAAACUUAUUUUCUUUAUUUAUAAAAUGUACCUAAUCAAUCUCAUAAGAACUAAUUGUUGAAUUUUUUUUUUAUCUAUGGAUAAAUACUAUUUGAGUCUGGGUUUAAGUUUGGUUGAUCUGACACUAAAUCCCCUUAACUUUCAACUAAACAGUUAUCUCUGUAAUUAUGAGACUUUUGAUGAUAAGAAAUAGAAACUAAGUUAUAUAUAGUGCUAUGGAAGUACUGAGGAGGAAGUAAGGGACCCCAUAUGGGAAGACUCAAGAAGACGUCACGGUGAAAUUUUCCAAAAAGAUGGGAACUCAAGAAUGGGUGCAACAGAAAUCACAGCUUUUCCAAAUACUAAAAGGGAAAAUUAUAAAAAGCACCAAUGGCACACUUUUGGACAUUCAGAAAGAUCCAGAAAUUAGGUGCUUAUAGGAAACUCUAGGUUUGCCAAAUUGUAGUGUUUUAUGGAUAGGAAAAAUGAAGUUCAGAAACGUUAUAAGGAAUUUUCAGGGUUAAAUUACACAUCAAAUAUGUGAGAGAAACAGAAAUUACAUGCUGGUAUUUGGGGUCAUCUCCUGAGUUGUAAUGUUGUAAGUGUUUUUGUAUGUAUUCUCCUCCUUCCUUUAUGUGUGGAAGUUUCAUCUAGGUCUCAAGGUUAGUAGGCAUUUGCUGGUGAAAAUAGUGCCUUUGGGUACUAUUUCCCCAACUUGAGUUACCUGCCACCAUCUAAUUCACAUCUUGAAUGCAAGUAUUAUUUCUUGCAAGUAUCCCUACUAAUAGAUAAUAGAUAUUUCUAUUAUUAUCCACAGAUUACAGAAGAGGGUUGCUAGGAGGAAUAUCACAAGAUGCUGUCUGAAGAGAAAGACUGUGGAAAACCAUGGCUUCAAUGAACUCAGAGGUCAGGACCAGAAAAGGAAAUGAGAGGUCACCAAAGCCAAAUGUUAAUUUCUUGGGAUUUCUUCUGUACAUGCAAAGAACUUCAGGCCAUCCUAUGAUUCCUCAAAAAUAAGAGGAAAAUUUUAACAAUUAUGCUCUAAGAUGGACCAUGACAAUUUAGGAGUCAUUGGGAUCACCCCCCAAAGCCAAAUGUUAAUUUCUUGGGAUUUCUUCUGUACAUGCAAAGAACUUCAGGCCAUCCUAUGAUCCCUCACAAAUAAGAGGAAGAUUUUAACAAUUAUGCUCUAAGAUGGAACAUGACAAUUUAGGAGUCACUGGGAUCACCCCCCCCACCUUUCCAACGUUACUCUGCUUUAACUACAAAUAUGUCGAAUGGUUUUCUAAUUUUUCUUUAACUUAACCUCUAAAGUUCGAGAGCUGUCAUCUUUGUCAAGUCUGAUUGUUGAGUAUGUGAAUGGAUGUUUUUGGCUCAAUGUUAGAGCCAAAAUUUAUAAAUAAUAAUUAUUUAUACAUAAUGAUAUUGCAAAUAAACUUUAAGAAAGAGCUUUAAA
Molecule: messenger RNA, 9316 nt
Organism: Homo sapiens (human)
Lineage: Eukaryota; Metazoa; Chordata; Mammalia; Primates; Hominidae
Gene: CDH8
Product: cadherin 8
Exons: 12
Coding region: 559-2958 (799 amino acids)
Biological process (GO): homophilic cell-cell adhesion; cell-cell adhesion; cell adhesion
Cellular component (GO): membrane; plasma membrane; axon terminus
Molecular function (GO): calcium ion binding; identical protein binding
Source: RefSeq, marked reviewed